Molecule: messenger RNA, 4891 nt
Organism: Dermacentor andersoni
Lineage: Eukaryota; Metazoa; Arthropoda; Arachnida; Ixodida; Ixodidae
Source: RefSeq, a predicted model, not a curated record
CCGCUCCAGGGAAGCAAACUUGGGAGGGACGUCUUUUCCUUCGCCGCCUCUUUCAUAGUCUCUCUCUCCCUAGCUCCGCGAAUGGGAGGCGCCCGAGGUGGUCACGUGAGCUCUUGCCGCGCUGGCGUCAUUCCAACGCUCGCGUUUGAGACGGGGGACGCCGCGCGCGCCUUCUGACUACGCGUCGUGCAGUGGUCGCAGUGGUGGCGGUUGUCUGCUGGAGAUUUCCCCCCUCGCGCUGCUGCUGCCGUGCCAUCUGAGCGUGGUGCGUUUGCCCGUGGCGUUGGAGUGCGCGGUCGUCGUUUCCCAUCGGUGACGAACAAGAAAAGUGACGUCGUUCAAACGCGGUAGAAGCAAGGUCGGGCUGUGUUUUCGCGCGUGCCGUGGCUGCGGAAGGUGACGUGGUUGCCCAGGUUGACGCUACCCCGACGAUUCCAACGUUAAUAACCCCGUGUUCGGUGAAUUCUCAGUCGGUCGUCGUUCCGACGGUGUGCGGUGCGCGUUUGUGUCGAGUGUGCGACAGGCUCACCGCAACGACGGCGUGACGUGCUACCACUACAACCGAUCCAGCGAGGAACGUGCGGAUUCUUGCUUCGCUUGACGUGGGAUUUUGGAUUCGCUCCGCGACAUCGCCGUCCCCACCUGCGACGCCCCAGAGGAGGUGUUCUUUAUUUUAUUUUCUUCCUGUGUUGUUCGUUUGGUUGCCCUAUCGAGGAUUGCUGGCAUGGCACGCGACGGCAACUUCUUCGGGCUUCCGGCUUUGGCAGCGACGGCGGCGAUCGUCCUCGGCUGUCUUGUCGUGCCGGGCAGCAGCCAGUUCGCGGACUGCAGCGCCACCAGGGCGCAGCAGUGUGAGACAGUGUUGCUGGCACAGCAAGUUAACGACGCCUCCAGGGCCACCGUCCCCGAGCUGCUCUCCCGAUGCCGGUACAUCCGGCAGAACCUCAACUGCCUGCUCAACUACACGUCCCAAUGCCUGCCCCUGGAGCAGAAGGAGGAGAAGUCCCAGAUCAUCAGCUCGGCGCGAAAGUACGCGUACGCCACGUGCGAGGACCGGGACGCCGUCAAAGAGCACUGGAAGGAUGGUGCAUGCUUUCAGAAGCCUGAAGUUCAACGCUGCAAUAAUGAUUAUGAUAUGCAGAUGAAGAAAUACCAACUGAAUAGCAAGUACCCAUCUGAAGAACAGUGCAGGCGGUACAUGAACUACCAAAGGUGCAUGCGGCGGGCCACUAGCUUGAUGUGCAACAAGGAGGGAGUUGAGUUCCUGGGCCUGUUCCUGUAUGACCGGGAGCCGACACUGUCCUGGAUGUGCAGCGACGAUUACCGGCAGCCGCCCCGCAUCGAGAGUGUGCCCACUCCAGCAGCAAUCAACCAGGCAACCUGUAUGAGCCUCGUGAAGAGCGACAUGCAACGGUGCUCUGACAGACACAACAAGGCCACAGCCGGCCUUAGCAACCGAAAGCAGUCGUCCAGCCGCAAGUCCACAGGGCUGCAGCUGUCCGAGGAAGAGUACAAGACUAGGCACUGCUGCGCCUUCGGAGAGUAUGCCCACUGUGUCCGCACAGCCGUCCAGGUCAAGUGCAGCACAGAUCGCAACGCCCUCGUCGAGAGCAUCAUACAGCAGACGCUAGAAUUCAUCGGGCACCACUGUGACAACUACUACUAUGGCUCAAGUCUCUGCUCGGCCGCGACGCCAGUCGUGUCAACGAGUGCAGUGAUGCUUGUCCUUGCGAUGGUCUCGGCCUGCCUCGCUGUGCAGCACUGAUUUAUUGCCUUGCACUGUGAGAGGAUGGCGCUCGCGAGACAGCACCUGCCGCGCUGGUGAUAGGUGGGGCGUCUCGAACGAUGCCCGACGGAAACAGUGAGAGGAAGCAGAAUGUGUAUUGUUCGCAGCAGUGCAAACAUCUUCGAACAAGGCAUUUUAGUAGAAAGCCAGGUACGGUCAGUUUCCUGUUGAUAAUACUUUAGAUGCUGUUAUUUCUGACAUUGCUGGCUGGACCAACAUGUGGACCACAGAUCAGAGACGUUUGAGCUGGAACAAGGGCAGCUAAAGAAGCCGCUGCAUGUAGCUCUUGCAGAAAAGUUGCCAGAAAGAGCACUAAAAAAAUUUCUCUUAUCAAAUGUGCUUAGAAAUCUCGUCCUGCUGCUACCAUCAUGAGAACAUUUUUCAUUGUUGUGUGAACAACGAGUGACCACGCAUUGAGUCAUGUGUUGUUAAGGCAUAUACAUACACUCACACCAGCUUCAGGUUAUUCAGAAGCAUUGCCAUUCGUCUUGCAAAGACGAAAUUGAAAAGGGCCUGCUGCCAACCUAAUGCUUUUCAAGCUUUGCAUCAGAGCAUGUGACACUUGACAGAAGGCUACAAAAAACGGGUUAAAGACUAAGAAAGCGCUGAAAUAGCUUGAUGACGGUAUGUCCUGGCUCGUGUCGCUCAUUUCAAAAGCCCAGUGCUCUGCAACGAAAGAGGUUGAGGAGGAAAUGCAUGCGCUAGGAGACGGUGGGGCAAGAAAGAAGAAACGACAUCAAAAAGAAUUUCGCACAAACCUUACCAGUAUGCUAAAAAGAAAAAAAAAAGAUACCCUAUAUGCUGUUUGGUUGGUUCCUGAGCCACUGCGAAUGUUGUCAUUGUCACCUCUGGCUAAUCAUGCUACUUUGACGUUUGAUCCAAGCGUGCAGUAAUCUCUUGGAAGAAAAUGUAGGCGGAAUACUGUAAAAUAUUACACAUAAUGAGAACUAGAAUACAACACAACUUACAUAUUUAGGGAAACGAAAAUGAAUACAGAUAAUAUGACUAAGAAACAUCUGAAGAGUCAAAUUCUGGUAAUGUAGUUAUAUAUAUAGUACAUGAUGCAAAUUAAGCAUGCCAACAUCCUAAUAUCGUACAGCUUAUAACACUUACUUUUCUUGAACAUAUAAAAGCAAACAGACACUUUGAAAACUUCUAGCACAUAGACAUACUAUGAAAUACAGUUUCAAGUACUAAAACUCAGAAAAAAGUUCUUAUUGUGAGAUUUUAUGGCAGUUCUUGCUAUCUUUAUUAUGUACAUGUGGAUAUGCAGCCCAAAAAUAGUUUGUUUUAAAUGCAUAGCUGAGGCAUGUUCUUAACAUGGCAUGAUUUUCUUUUAGCCCUGAAGCAUGCAGUUGACUAUUGUGAAUGAUGACUCCUUUGCAAUGCUGUGGUGACAUGUAUGACACAUAGGCAUUUAAUAAGACAAAUGAAGCAUGCAAGUCACAAUUAAAUCACUCAUGUCCCACUUUACACGACAGUGUGGACAUCGAGAGUCAAGGCCACUACUUUGGUAGUGGUAUUUGCAUCGCGUUCUGCGUAGGCAUUUAACUUCCAGAUGGAUUGGUCCAGAAGAUGGGGCAGUUGUCACUGGUCGCCAGGUUAACUGCACAAAUGCACUAAGCAUUACGGGCUACCUGCUCAUGGUGGACAGUACGAUCCAUGGUUGAAUAAAAUACCUGACCGCUAUUAAGGCCUAUGUAAACAGAACAUUUCUUCGCCUUCAUCAGAAAUAGGUGACUAAUAUUAUCAUUUGUAUAUACGUUUAUACUUAAAAAUUUACUGUCUGGGCCUUUAUGUCAUGUCUAAGCAAUAAUUGAUGGUAAAAUACUAACCUAUGGCUUCCUUUAGCGGUGAACCAUCCGCACAUGUCUGUUCCUUCCCUCUAUGGCCAAAGGAUAAGUGACAGAUUUUUUGACAAAGAAGCAAACAUUUGUGCAAGGCCAGCUACUCACAACUUCUAUGCUCUGUGUCCAGUCACAACUUUCGAGAUGGCAUGCCUCAGUCUUAACAGCAAGCUUGUCGUGCAGACAAGGCUGAAAUAUGUUACCCAAGGCAGUACCUGGAAAGUUACUGUCAAACAUUAGCUUCAAGGGCUAUGUUUUUGUUUUCAGAUGCCAUUACAGCGAAUGAAUUAUGGUCUGAUGCUGCAUCAGCCACAACUCACAGUUGGUGCAAAAGCGAAUCCAUCACUGCCCUGAGCACCCCACAGUCGUCACUUAACUCAAGAAACGAAAUUCAAAAUAGAUGCACGGCGAGUAUAAGCUAGUUUUCAUGAUUAGCUACAUUUUUUUUUUAGUCUGCUCAUCUAGCCACUGCAAUAAUCCCUUAAAUUGACACAUGAUUGACAAAUUCCUUGGAAAAUAGAUGGUUGAUAGCAAUUAACCAACAGCGAGCUGUUUCACAGCUGGAGAUGCUCACCUGCAGUUGCUUUCUUGCAACAGUCCUCGUUGAAUAGGCAUUAGGAGGUUUAGUAAUUUUAUGUUAAUGCCAGCUGUCAUGUUUUGUAAGGAGUGCCCUGCCAUGGAAAACAAGUAACCUGCCGAGACUAAAUGUCCUCAUAGUGAACCUGCGUCUGGAACAAAAACGUCUUCAUGAGAUUUCAUUGCUAUUUAGAAGUUCGUACAGAAAUUGUUGCAAGUUAAUCUGCUAGAAGCUUUCUGACUAUGCAGCUUCAUCGUUGCCAAACUUUAGCUUUAGCAAUUUUAGCUUUUCUUAUUUGAUUUUUUUGUACAGUGAACUGUCGAAGCCCUCUAAAAUCAUUGAUGCUACUGCAAAAACGAACUUCACUGAUUCAGGCUAUUAGCAAUGCCCUCCAGGUCACCAACGUCGCCUAAGACACCAUCCAUUAAGCUGAAGCCUUUGGCACCCUGUUCAUUGGAUGCACAAAUGUGGGCAUCCACAUUUUAAUGUUGGGAGAUUGUGAUGUUUACAAAUUAUCAGAACCAGCCUGUAAACAUUAAACUAAUUCACUCCAACACAUUAAUCAAUACAGUUCUUUUGGACCCGAAUGAGACAUCAAGUGAGCUGUAGUAAGCACAUCCUGUAAAGUGUUUAGUUUUGUUUUAUCAAUGAAGCAUGGAUAAAUAUACAUGGCCAAACAAA